Messenger RNA from Liolophura sinensis, 4052 nucleotides. RefSeq names its product SID1 transmembrane family member 1-like. The record is from RefSeq and is a predicted model, not a curated record. Gene Ontology annotation, molecular function: double-stranded RNA binding; RNA transmembrane transporter activity. Lineage: Eukaryota; Metazoa; Mollusca; Polyplacophora; Chitonida; Chitonidae. The coding region runs from base 151 to 2604 and encodes 817 amino acids. The transcript has 24 exons. Gene Ontology annotation, cellular component: plasma membrane; lysosome. Gene Ontology annotation, biological process: RNA transport.
CAGACGUCGAUGUUGCAUACUUCCUUCAGUUCUUUCAAAGAAAUGUCGCAACUGAAACUGAAAGUGUUUGACAGUUUAUACUGAAGGUGAUUUCUGAUCAUUAAGUGAUACGGAGACAUUGUGAUAGUGACUGAUCGUCUAGUGUUCAGCAUGGCUGGUCUGUUUGGAUCUCAUCUUUGCUUGGCCAUGAUCACCUGUACUCUACUCCAGCUGGUUUGUGCAAAUGCUGCAGUUAACUUUAUGGGAAGUGGUCUAAUGGAUGAGGCCAGUGCAGGGAAUUCCCCAAAAGUCAAUGUGACAACAAUUACUGCCAACUUCAGUCAUGAGUACACAGGAAAAGUCAAGCAAGGGGUGGAUAUUCUGUAUGUGUUUACAUACAGAGAAAUACAUGUGGCCAAUAAGACCACAGCUGUCAGAGUGCAGGUGACUAGUGAAGACGCUCAGAAAGACUUCCCACUCUUGUUUGUUGUCCGCCAACAGAAGAGCAUUCUCUCCUGGCAGAUACCUAUGUGGUUGGAAUACACGUAUGAUUACUAUAAGGUGAGCCGUACACUCUGCCCGGAGGACGGCAACAUGUCCAUCAGUUCCCAGAGCCACCUGAUUUACGUAGACGUCUCCUCAAUGACCAAGGAGUGGACAGAGUACACCCUCCUUGCAUGGCCUGUGGACAGCUUCCAGCUCGAGGAGCAUGAGAGCAAAGUGUUCAGCGUGACACCUUCAGAGCCCUCUUUCUUUCGCUACACCUUCCCUGAUGGCGUUGACUCGCUGGUUGUACUGGCCAGCUCUGACAGUCCACACUGUGCCAUUCUGUCAGUCCAGGACACAAAGUGCCCGGUGUUUGAGAUGGAUAACAAUGUGAAGUUCCGUGGGAUGUACCAGACCAUGACCACCAAGGCGGCCAUUACAGUCAAGAGGAGUGAUUUCAGCACAGCGUCCUUUUUUGUGGUUUUGGUCCUUCAGGCAAAUAAUAGGGACUGUACGACUAUUGAGAGUAUUUUACCACGGGUGAAAAACAUAACUCUCACAACCAAGAAAACAAUGCCAGCCAGUGAGUAUGUAACGGCAAUUGUCAUCGCUGUGGUAGUGUUUGCUGGCUUCUACAUGGCUGCAGUGCUUAUAGCCUGUUUUUAUCACAUAUGUGACAAGAACUGGGGGAUCCCUGAUCUGUCUGAGGCAGAGAGAAAUGAUGGCGAGACCUGGGUAAUCACUCGGCCAAGGGAACACAGCUAUGGAUCCAUACAUGAUGAGACCAUCAGACAGAGAGAACUUGGGGAGUUGUCUAAUGCAGAAACCUCGGCGACAGCUGUUGGGGAAUCGGACAGCUCUGAUUCGCUGGAUACCACAGACAUUGACCUACUGCAUGAUGCAGACGAGGAGAAAGAGGUUGUAAGAACAAAGACAUUCCUCUAUGUAGCAGACCUGGCCAGGAAGAGUCGUAAAAGUUUAGCAAAGAGAUACAAACUUUACCACUGGAACUUGGUGACUAUUGCCAUAUUUUAUGGCCUGCCCGUUGUCCAGCUGGUCAUCACUUACCAGCAGGUACUACACUUGACUGGGGAUGAAGACAUUUGUUAUUACAACUUUGAGUGCGCCCAUCCCUUGGGAGUCUUAAGUGCCUUUAACAACGUCUUCAGUAACAUCGGCUAUGUGCUGCUGGGGAUCUUGUUCCUUAUCCUGGUCUGGAGAAGGGAUUUGAUCCACAGAAAGGCUGUUCAACGACAGGACAGAUUAGAAAAAUACUAUGGAAUUCCCCAGCAUUUUGGCCUUUUCUACGCCAUGGGUUGGGCGCUGUGUAUGGAGGGGUUGAUGUCAGCUUGUUACCACGUGUGCCCUAACUACUCUAACUUCCAGUUUGAUACAUCGUUCAUGUAUGUAAUAGCCUGUCUGGACAUGCUGAAGAUCUACCAGAUCCGUCACCCGGACAUCAAUGCUAAAGCACAUGCUGCCUACCUGGCCAUGGCCUUGAUCAUAUUUAUAGCAGUCAUUGGAGUUGUUUAUGGUACCAAGUACUUUUGGAUUGUGUUUGCCGUUCUCCAUAUCAGCUCCACAUUCCUGCUCAGUGUACAGAUAUACUACAUGGGAAGAUGGAAGCUGAAUUUGGGAAUAUUUAAGCGGACCUUUCUGUUGCUGCGCACAGACUGCUGUUCCAGGCCCAUGUAUCCUGGUCGCAUGGCUCUCAUCUGUCUUGUCAACUUUCUCAACUGGGGGCUAGCCAUAUAUGGGGUGUUGACAAAACCUGAAGAUUUUGCUUCCUAUCUUCUGGCUAUAUUGAUUGUUAACCUCAUGUUGUACGUGGCCUUCUACAUUGUAAUGAAGUUGGUGAGUAAAGAGAAGAUAAUGCUGCUACCAUUGAUGUUUAUCAUCUUGUCUGCCGUUCUGAUGGGCUUCGCACUCUGGUUCUUCCUCAAUCAUCUGACAUCCUGGAAUCUGACACCAGCCAAAUCCAGAGAACAAAAUCAGCCUUGCAUCUUGAUGGAUUUCUAUGACUCCCAUGACGUCUGGCAUUUUCUGUCCGCCAUGAGUUUGUUUUUCUCAUUUAUGAUCCUGCUCACCCUGGAUGAUGAUUUGACCUUCACCAGAAGAGACCGCAUUCCUGUCUUCUGAAGUCUGAUUUCUUUACUGCAUAUAUCUUCUGUGAUCAAUUGUCAGAUGACUCCAAAGCUUGUGGUUCCAGUGACUUACCUCUUCUUGAAUUUUCCAUGACACUUUUGUGGAUUUAGGCCUGAAAUUGGCCUGCAUCUAACACAGUCUCUCAUGUUAAUGACUUGUGCUGCUGCUCAUAUGUGUAAUAACAGUAAUGCUGACAUUGUGAAAGCCGUAUACUGCACAGUCUGUUACAAAUGGGAGUGAUGAGCUGCACAGUCUGUUACAAAUGGGAGUGAUGAGCUGCACAGUCUGUUACAAAUGGGAGUGAUGAGCUGCACAGUCUGUUAUAAAUGGGAGUGAUGAGCUGCACAGUCUGUUACAAAUGGGAGUGAUGAGCUGCACAGUCUGUUACAAAUGGGAGUGAUGGGCUGCAUAAUCUGUUACAAAUGGAAGUGAUGAGCUGCAUGGUCUUACCUGUUUGUAACAGUGUGCAGCUAGUCACUUCCAUUUGUCACAGGCUGUGCAGCUGAUCAGCUGCACAGUCUAUUACAAAUGGAUAUGAUGAGCUGCACAUGUCAGUUACAAAUGAUUGUGAUCAGCUGCACUCAGUUACAAAUGAGUGUGAUCAACUUCACAGCCUGUUACAAAUGGGAGUGAUGAGCUGCACAGUCUGUUACAAAUGGGAGUGAUGAGCUGUACAUGUUAGUUACAAAUAAGUGUGAUCAUCUGCAGUCAGUUACAAAUCAGUGUGAUCACAGUCUGUAAAUGAAUGUGGCAACCAUUUAGGUUUAGUUUGGAUGUCUUAUUAAUAUUGAUACUCAGUGGAAACAUAAUGAAGAAAUAAAAUUUUUUCUCACAUUUGUGAUGGGGCUUACCAUUUGAGAAUUUGAACAAGCGAUCUGUGGGCUUCAAAUUCACAUGUCUACCAAUAGAUCAAAGGGCAUUCCCUCUAGCCCAGAGAUAGAUAGUGCCUGUACUUGUAUACCAUCGGGAUACACAUUGUCAUGCUGUCAUGAUCAAACUGUGACUUUACCUUUUAGACUGAUUAUUGUGAGAGUAAUACUUGUAUAUUGACUGCCAUGUUAGAUGAAUGGUAUGUAGUUUAUGUUUCUGUGGAUAUUGAAGGUUUUCAUGGUCAUGUACAUUGUUCAUACUACUUAUACAUUGUUAUGGAGAGGACAUGUGUACUGGAAGUUGAUUACAGAAAACUUACAGACAUGUCGUAUUACUGGCUCCUGUAGAGAAACCUGUUUACAGAUGUCAUUUACAGACUUCUGUAGAGAAAUGGGUGUGCGGAUGUCUCUUACUGGUACCUAUAGAGAAAUCUGUGUAAAGAUGUCUCUUACCGGCUCCUGUGGAGAAAUCAGUUUACAUGUGUCUCUUACUGGCUCCUGUGGAGAAAUCUGUUUACAGAUGUCUCUUCCAGGCUCCUGUAGAGAAGUCAGUUUACAGAUGUCUCUUCCAGG